This is a messenger RNA of Acromyrmex echinatior (Panamanian leafcutter ant), 3522 nucleotides long. RefSeq names its product Na[+]-driven anion exchanger 1 (gene Ndae1). Gene Ontology annotation, molecular function: monoatomic anion transmembrane transporter activity; sodium:bicarbonate symporter activity; solute:inorganic anion antiporter activity. Lineage: Eukaryota; Metazoa; Arthropoda; Insecta; Hymenoptera; Formicidae. Gene Ontology annotation, biological process: bicarbonate transport; transmembrane transport; monoatomic anion transport. The record is from RefSeq and is a predicted model, not a curated record. Gene Ontology annotation, cellular component: plasma membrane.
CGGGACAGGUGACGAUGAGGCCCCGAAAGACCCGGGCGCGCGGAUUACCCAUCAGUCUUACACGGAAAAAGAUUAUGAAGGUCACAGAGCGCACACGGUGUAUGUGGGCGUGCAUUUACCAGGGGAAAGGAGACAUCGUCGACACCAUAAACAUCACCAUUCACAACGGCAGCCGUACCCCUGUGGUAAGGAGGAUGCCGACAACGAUAGACCAAUCACUCCACCAGCCCAGAGAGUGCAGUUUAUCCUUGGCGAGGAAGUCGGUGAUGAUGCACACGAAUCACAUCCGUUGUUCUCGGAAAUGGAGGAGCUCGUCAAGGAUGGCGAUGAAAUGGAAUGGAAGGAAACAGCAAGAUGGAUCAAGUUCGAGGAAGAUGUCGAAGAAGGUGGCAAUAGGUGGAGCAAACCUCAUGUUGCCACUUUAUCACUGCACUCACUCUUUGAAUUAAGGAGCCUGCUUUUAAACGGGACUGUUAUGCUCGAUAUGGAAGCAGGCAGCUUAGAACAAAUAGCUGAUCUUGUUCUCGAUAACAUGAUUAAUAAAGGAGUAUUGUUAGUCGAAUUGCGAGAGAAGGUGAGAGAAGCCCUUCUUGUCCGACAUCGGCAUCAACACGAAAGACGUAAAGACAAUAACAUGUCGAAGUUACCGAUCAUAAGAUCGUUAGCUGAGAUAGGACGUAAUCAUUCCUCCUCAAAGAAUAGCGACUGUUCAUGUGGUAUGCAUGCGUUGUUGACGUCAGAUUUGCAGGAGAGUCGUGAUCCAAAGGAUACUUACGUACCGUCCGUGGCUCGCAGCAGCAGCUGUCCGAACUCGAACAUGGCUCCGCUGUCGAAAGAGGCGAAAGACCUCAAAGGGCCGUACCUUCUGGUUCCAGGCCAAGAACCAGGAAGCAACGGCAUGGAUCGGAGUCCCAGCAGCGUGUCUAUCAGCAGAAAUCACAGCUCCUCCGCUUUAGAAAACGGAGACGUUAAUCACAAGGGUAAUACGCACUUUAUGAGGAAGAUACCAGCCGGCGCUGAGGCAAGCAACAUACUCGUAGGUGAAGUUGAUUUUCUCGACAAGACUUUGUCCGCAUUCAUCCGGUUAAGCCAAGCUGGAAUAAUGGGGGACCUGACAGAAGUUCCUGUUCCGACAAGAUUCAUUUUUGUCCUCUUGGGACCCAUGGGUGGGAUUUCGGGUUUCCACGAAAUUGGUCGAGCUAUGGCGACCUUGAUGUCCGACGAAGUCUUCCACGACGUGGCUUACAAGGCAAAAAAUAGAAAUCAUCUCUUGGCUGGUAUUGACGAGUUCUUAGAUGCUGUGACGGUAUUACCACCUGGUGAGUGGGAUCCAGCAAUCAGAAUAGAACCGCCAGCCGCUAUACCAUCGCAGGAAGUCAGAAAGAGACCCAAAGAGGAAAAACCUAAGGAAGAGUUCGACGAGGAAGCUGAUGAACAAAAGCUAAGGGAGGAAUCCGGCCUUUCGAGAACCGGUAGACUGUUCGGCGGUCUGAUUAACGACAUUAAAAGAAAAGGUCCAUUUUACUUUUCCGAUUUCAAGGAUGCCCUUGCACUUCAAUGCGUCGCGUCUUUUAUUUUCUUAUAUUUCGCCUGCUUGUCACCCAUCAUUACUUUCGGUGGCCUCCUCAGCGAAGCUACUGGAAAAAACAUGGCUGCUAUGGAAUCGCUAGUUUCCGGUUUCGUCUGCGGCAUUGGAUAUGGCUUCUUCUCUGGUCAGCCAUUGACUAUACUUGGUUCCACCGGUCCAGUUCUAGUUUUCGAGACGAUUGUCUACGAAUUCUGCAAAAAAGUCGACUGGAGUUACAUGUCUUUCCGUUUUUGGAUCGGUACAUGGAUCUCCAUAAUUUUGAUGAUUCUCGUGGCUCUUGACGCAAGUGCUUGCGUUUGUUAUAUCACUCGAUUUACGGAGGAAAAUUUUGCCACUCUCAUCGCUUUCAUUUUUAUCUAUAAGGCAAUCGAAAACGUGCUUUCAAUCGGCAAGAAAUAUCCCUUAAACACCUAUUCCAGCGAAACAAUGGACUAUGAUUGCUUGUGUAAACCACCGAAUACCAGUCUGCCAUCCAGUUAUAACAGUAUGAAUUGGACGAUGUUAGAUAAAACAGCUUGCGAGAAUUACAAUGGCACUAUGAUGGGCGAUGGCUGCAACAUACCACAUUAUGUACCCGACGUGUUCCUUAUGUCAAUUAUCCUAUUCAUGGGCACGUUCUUACUAUCAAUAGAGCUCAAGGAUUUCAAGAAUGCUUUAUUUUUUCCCUCAAAGGUGAGGCAAGUGGUGAGCGAUUUUGCAGUAAUAAUAGCGAUAUUCUCUAUGAGCUCAUUGGAUCAUUUCGUGGGCAUUCCAACACCGAAAUUGGAAGUGCCAACGGAAUUCAAACCAACAUUGGAAGGACGAGGAUGGAUAAUCUGGCCUUUUCAAGGGAAUCCGUGGUGGAGUGCUAUCGGGGCAUUCCUCCCUGCUUUGUUGGGUACUAUAUUGAUCUUCAUGGAUCAGCAAAUCACGGCCGUUAUUGUUAAUAGAAAAGAGAAUAAAUUAAAGAAAGGAUGCGGGUACCAUCUGGAUCUUUUUGUCCUGUCGAUCUUGAUCGAGAUAUGCUCGGUAAUGGGACUUCCAUGGUUUGUCGCAGCGACAGUCCUCUCUAUAAACCAUGUAAACUCAUUAAAAUUGGAAUCCGAAUGCGCCGCCCCGGGCGAGAAGCCGCAGUUUUUAGGUGUCCGUGAACAAAGAGUUACUCACAUACUGAUAUUCCUGAUGAUCGGGUGCUCGGUGCUCCUAACACCGAUGCUAAGAAACAUACCGAUGCCGGUGCUGUUCGGCGUCUUCCUAUACAUGGGUGUCGCGUCGCUAAAAGGUCUUCAAUUCUUCGACAGAAUUCUUAUAAUGCUGAUGCCUGUUAAGUAUCAACCAGACUACAUGUUCCUUCGCCAGGUUCCAUUAAAACGUGUACAUAUGUUCACUGCGAUUCAACUUGCUUGCCUCACUUGUCUGUGGCUUAUAAAAUCCUUCAGUCAUACUUCUAUUUUGUUUCCUUUAAUGCUCGUGGUAAUGAUUGGCAUACGCAAAUCCCUGGAUUUAAUGUUUACGCAACGCGAGCUGAAAAUCCUCGACGACAUAAUGCCGGAAACAACCAAGAAACACGCCGACGAUCUUCGUAAGCUGGAGAACGGCGAGGAACACAACGAAACGAUGGGAUAUGGACCUCCUGCAGGGAACAUUCAGAUCUCUUUAGCUAAUGGGAACAUCAUGAAGAUUCCUUUGGCGAGUAUCAAUAUCAGCGAGGAAGUGAAUAAAACUGGUAUCUGGCAACAAGUCAAUGAAGGCAACGAAAAAACGAAACAGUCAAAAUCACUAAUCAAUGUGGGAAAGCAAAAGAAGCAUCCAAAGAAGAACAACUCGUUGAUAGCUGACGAAACAACGAGACUGACGACAAUGACCGAAGAGGACGAAGAUGACAGUGGGAUCUCGAUCAAGGUGACACACGUAAAUGACUCUAAAUUCUAACUACCAUCACCAUCACCAAAAAA